CUUGCAGAUAGUAAAGUUUGAUCGGAAAUAUCACAAGUUAGUACAGUGAUAACCAAAACAAGACAAUACAUACAUGUUUAAUGGAUUCCAAUGAUGACAUCAAAAAUGGCCUUUGGGAAAAACUACAAGAGUUGCGGGAAAACAAAACUUCGGAGUUGAGAGGCCGGCAUUACCUUGGACGAGUACCAGAACCCCCUAAACUUGUUUUAUCUGUCAUCGGUGAUUCUAGUAGCUUUGUGCCUGAACCAUGGUUUACAUCAGUUUUAAAAGCAGGGCUUAUCGAGACAGCAAAGGGUGCAAAAGACUGCUUGAUUAUAUACAAAGGCUCAUCCGAAAAAGUUAGUACUAUCGUUCGUGAAGCAGUGGUUAAUUUCGAAAAGCUGUCAACAGAGGGUGAUGACGAUUUUAUUUGUCUGGUAGGACUUUUGCCAAAGAUUGAUGUAAAUAUUAAAGAUGAGCAUUAUCAUCUUGAUCGUCAGGAUACCCAUCAAUAUGGGAGAGAACACUGGAAAAUGAGCAACCGUGUUUUGGGGGAAAUAUUCAACAUUCAGAUGAAAGAAGACCUUUACCCCAAAGCACAUGCGUCUACCCUGAAAGCCAUCAGCAAAAAUAAAACAUCAUUUAUGAAACUGCAGGAUAAUUUCUUGACCUGUUUAGUGCCUGUCCUGACAAUAGUGGCAGAAGGAGACUUUGACACCAUCGAAUCUGUACUUCAAGUUUUGAAGCAGAACCUUCCUGUUCUUAUCCUUAAAGGAUCUGGAAAAGCAGCAGAUUUCAUUGCUGAUUUUAUUUGGGAUGGCAAUUCUGAGUCAUCUGAUGAAUAUGUAAAAGACAAAACGCCAUUGACGUUUGGUGUUAUUUCCUAUGCACCACAACUAAAUGGUCUUUCUGAAAAACUGAAAGAAAUAAAAGAACACAAAUGUCUCGUUACGUUAAUAGAUAUAACUACACAAACAAAGCCAACCGAAUUUUCAGACUUUGUGACAAAAGCAAUCAUUCGUGGAUGGUCUCAAAGGAAACCAGAAGUGAAUCGAAGUGAAAUGAAAGCCUCUGAUUAUAAUAAUGAGUCAAAUGAUCCAACAAAAGAGAAACAUGAAACCACACCAGACCCUAGAGAACUUUAUUCCGGAACAAAUUCAGAAAAGUGUCCAAGUGUGAUCCAACCAAAUAGUAACAAGGUCCAUCCAAUGACAGUUACAAUGAAUGCUGUUUGUGAAGUUAACUACGAUUUCCAUACGAAAAAAGGAGCAUUUAUGGAGACCUACAAGGAAACGUUGACUCCUGCCUCAUUACCAUUGUAUUAUUACAUUGCGUAUCAGUUUAUACAAGAAAUGAACGACCCAAACAAUGGAACGGAAAAUACCAAAGUACAGAAUUUCAAUAUACUUUUGAAAGAAGCUAUUGUGGCUAAUAGAGAUGAGUAUGUGUCGGUAUUACUGGAGGAAGAUGGUGUUCGAUUCGAGGAGAAUCACUUCCCAGAUAUAUACGAGGAAACAGUCUUAUCAAGAAAUAGGGAAGAUACAGAUUUUCAACAUAUUUUAAAGUGGGGAUCAUCAUCAUCGAUAGAUUCUUUGAGAAGUUCCUGUCACAUAAAGCGAAUUGGAGAUUUGCUAGCAAACACUCAAAAAUGGUUACAAAGGCACCCACUAAAAGAAGCUAAAGAUGCCUCAGAAGUUUUAUUCAACAAGUUUAAAGACACUUACGACAAGGAGAGUAAAGGCAAACAGAUAGAUCAAUCGGAAAGUCUCGAGGAACAAUCAAAACUCAUGAAAAGUACGAAAUGCGCAGCAACUUGUGUAUCAAAGGUCAUUGGCACACUUACAGAACUAGAUUAUGCAAAAGAAGCUUUGGAAUGGUUAAAAAAUUUCGAUAAUACGGACUUUACAAACUCGUUGACUGUAAAGUUCGACUUCAUUCCAGAGCUGCUAAACAAUCUAAGGAAAUAUGCAACAUCACUUAAAAGGGCAAUACAUUUGUUUAAAGAGUUAGCGGAUGAACAACAAACGACUUGGAAAACAAUUAAGGCUAAACAAGAUUCAUACAGAAAGAUCUCAAAUUUACUCAAAGAAGGUGCUGAAAUGUUUUCCACGGCAGAAGAGGUUGUUGGUCAGUUAAGAAAACUUGACGCCGAAAGCAAUCCGAAAUAUCGCAAUUUAUUCAAAAAGUCUAUCGAAGAAAUUAGUUCUUACAGUAGUCACAAGUGUAUAAAAGCAUGUCGAAAUAUUUGCCAAGCAUUGUUGGGUUAUCCAAAAAGUGAAUGUCUGGAUAAUAGGCUUUCCGUGGUUAAGGAAAACAACAUUCAUGAAGAAAAACUACAGACCAAUGCAGGUUGUCGACAUCAAACAGGUGGUAGUGAGAUUCAACAAGAGAGGAAUGAGGCUGGUAGUCGAGAUCAAGCAGGUUGUAGUGGGAUUCAGCAAGAGAGCAGUGGUGGAGGUGCUCAUGAAGAGAUGAGUUGUAGAGUGGAUCAAUCAGAGGGGGUUGAUGAGCCAAAGAAAGGAAUAAAAGAUGAUAACCUGACGAAAUCGGAUUCAUCGUUCGAGGAUCUGUUGAUUUGGGCAAUAUUGGUAAACAGACCAAAACUAGCAACUAUAUUUUGGAUGAAAUGCAACAAUCAGCUAUGCAAGUAUUGAAUAAGGAUUCAUAUAAGAGAG
Mytilus californianus (California mussel) is the source of this 2654-nucleotide messenger RNA. RefSeq lists its product as uncharacterized. The record is from RefSeq and is a predicted model, not a curated record. The transcript has 15 exons. Gene Ontology annotation, molecular function: ligand-gated calcium channel activity. Lineage: Eukaryota; Metazoa; Mollusca; Bivalvia; Mytilida; Mytilidae. Gene Ontology annotation, biological process: calcium ion transmembrane transport. The coding region runs from base 81 to 2633 and encodes 850 amino acids.